Molecule: messenger RNA, 2438 nt
Organism: Nematolebias whitei (Rio pearlfish)
Lineage: Eukaryota; Metazoa; Chordata; Actinopteri; Cyprinodontiformes; Rivulidae
Gene: dtx1
Product: deltex 1, E3 ubiquitin ligase
Exons: 9
Coding region: 1-1935 (644 amino acids)
Biological process (GO): Notch signaling pathway; protein ubiquitination
Cellular component (GO): nucleoplasm
Molecular function (GO): zinc ion binding; ubiquitin protein ligase activity
Source: RefSeq, a predicted model, not a curated record
AUGGCUCGGCCAGGAUCAGGGCUGCUGGUGCCCAUGAACGGAGUGGGGUACCCCCCUCAGAACCUGGCCCGGGUGGUGGUCUGGGAGUGGUUGAAUGAGCACGGGCGCUGGAGGCCGUACAGCGCAGCCGUUUGCCACCACAUUGAGAACGUACUGAAGGGGGACGCCCGGGGGAGUGUGGUCCUGGGGCAGGUGGAUGGUCAGCUCGCUCCUUACAUCAUCGACCUGCAGUCCAUGCACCAGUUCCGACAGGACACAGGCACCAUGAGACCAGUGCAGAGGAACUUCUACGAGCCGUCGUCGGCCCCAGGUAAAGGUGUGGUGUGGGAGUGGGAGAAUGACAACGGCUCAUGGACGCUGUACGACAUGGAGAUCUGCGUGACAAUCCAGAACGCCUAUGAGAAGCAGCACCCCUGGCUGGACCUGACCUCUCUGGGCUUCUGCUACCUCAUCGACUUCAACAGCAUGUCUCAGACCAACAGGCAGAGUCAGCGUAAGCGGCGCCUGCGAAGACGCAUGGACCUGGCCUACCCGCUCAUAAUGGGCUCCAUUCCCAAGUCUCAGUCAUGGCCAGUGGGGGCCAGCUCUGGUCAGCCCUGCUCCUGCCAGCAGUGCAUCCUGGUCAACAGUACAAGAGCGGCCUCGAACGCUAUCCUGGCCUCUCAGCGGCGCAAGCUAUACGGAGGGACAGUUGGCAACUCGGGGGCGAUGGGAACCCUCACUGCAGUGCGGCAGAGCAACACCUUCACUGGGACCUCCCUGUGGUCUCCGACAUCCGGCUCUUCCAGCACCAACAACAAUAAUAUCAGCGUGGGAGGUGGGAUUUCUAAAUCUGAACCGGUGCAGUCGCCACCGUCUUCUGUCAACUUCCCCUGUUCCCCCGUGAUGCCGUCACUUUCAUCCUCCCAUGGUCACCACGCUCUCACCAUCAACGGACAAAACAACCUGAACCGGCCAGGCACCCAGCGCAUCUCCAUGGGAACUGCCCGAGGAGCCGUUCCACCCGGCGUUCCUGCCCUCCCAGUGAAGAAUCUGACAGGCUCAGGACCAGUGCACCCAGCACUCGCAGGUAUGACAGGUAUCCUGAUGUGCGCUGCAGGUCUGCCAGUUUGCCUGACGCGAGCUCCAAAGCCCAUACUGCACCCACCCCCCAUCAACAAGAGCGACAUGAAGCCCGUGCCGGGGAUCAAUGGCAUGCGCCGCAAAACCAAAAAGAAGCACCUUAAGAGAGGAAAAAACCCAGAAGAUGUGGUGCGAAGGUACACGGAGAAGAUCAAAGUAGUUCCAGACGAGGACUGUACCAUCUGCAUGGAGAGGCUUGUAAUGUCGUCAGGCUAUGAAGGCAUCCUGCAGCAGAAAGGCAUCAAGCCAGAGCUGGUGGGCAAACUUGGCAAAUGUGGUCACAUGUACCAUCUGCUGUGCCUCGUGGCCAUGUACAACAAUGGCAAUAAGGAUGGCAGUCUGCAGUGUCCAACAUGUAAAAGCAUCUAUGGAGAGAAAACCGGCACUCAGCCUCCAGGGAAGAUGGAGUACCACGUUAUCCCCCACUCCCUCCCCGGAUACCUCGACUCCAAAACCAUUCGCAUCGUUUAUGACAUUCCUGCAGGAAUGCAGACCAAUGAGCACCCCAACCCCGGUAAGAAGUUCAGCGCGAGAGGAUUCCCUCGACACUGCUACCUGCCUGACAACGAGAAAGGCAGGAAGGUCUUGAAGCUGCUUAUCAUGGCCUGGGACCGCCGGCUCAUCUUCACCAUCGGCACGUCCAGCACCACCGGAGAGUCAGACACGGUGGUCUGGAACGAGAUUCACCACAAGACAGAGUUUGGCUCUAACCUGACCGGCCACGGCUACCCUGACCCCAACUACUUGGACAAUGUGAUGACAGAGCUGUUGGCACAGGGUGUCGGAGAGGACAACCUCAAGGACAACUCCUAAACUUCACCCAAGCUAACACCCCCUCUUGGGUUGUGGACUAAGAGCAAUAGAAGCAGAAAUGAAGGUUCCAUGUCCGGUUAUCUCUUGAACCAUGCCUUGAGCAUGUCCCGCCGGUGGUAGUCUCUCAUAAGACUGAGGAUACAUGAACUUUUUUAUAUUUCUGCUGAAAGCUGCAAGUCAACUAUAUUUAGCCUCCUGUAGAUUCAAAGCGACGCCGUUCUUCUGCACUUGGAGUUGAACUGCAAAGGGGCCAAAUCAAACAUAACUGUAAAGGCUACGCUGUUGAAUGCAUGGCCCCGACUAACGCUGCAUCAUGAAUGUCCAGCAAAUAUCAGCAAUAGGGGGAAGGUUUCAGUAGUUCAGCUGUUUGAUAUCAUGAGACGAAAGAAAAAUAUCAACUUUAAAAAGGAUCACACACUGAUUUUUUUUUUUUUUUUUGCUUGCGUUACACGUUCAGAAUGAUCUCAUGAAUGUGCUACAAGUACUUUAAGCUGCUGGUGCCA